AUGGAUGUAGGAGAGGGAGGGGGUUCGGCCGAGAGUGAAUGGGAGAGGAGAGAAAGAUUGAAGGUGCGAGUAUUACGUUUGUGGAAGCAAGCGUAUCAGAUUGACAUGAUUUUGAUGGACGAAAAGGGUGAUAAGAUUCAGGCCACCGUAAAGAAGGUGUUGAUGUGUGUGUUUGAAAACCAGCUUGAGGAGGGUAGUGUGGUGCUUCUCAGCAAGUUUGGUGUUGGUGAGAUGAAUGACAAGUUUCCUUUUGUUGACCUACAUGAGAUUAUAAAUCGUGAGGUUGAAGUUGAAUCAACAGCGGAUGUGAUCGGUUAUGUUGUAUCUACUACCGAUAUGGAAGUUUUUAAUCGUUCUGGAAAGGAAAGCAAGAGGAUAAGUUUUGAGAUUGUUAACUUUACGUAUGAAGUUGCAUACCUUUUAGUGGAGACACCAUUGGUUGCACUUUGUGGGAUAAUUUUGCACAACAAUUUUCCACUUUUAUUCAAGGUUAUUCAUGUGAUGCCGUUGUCAUUGCAGCCAAAUAUUCAAAAUGCAUUUUUUGGUAGUCGUUUGUUUAUCAAUGAUGAUAUUGAGGAAAUUACAAGUUUCAGGAAUAGGCUUAUUGAAGGUGGCCAAGUUGAAGGAUCUUCACAGAUUACACCAGCUUCGUUGUCCAGUCAAACUGUUUACUCUUCUGGUGAAGAAUUCCUGAAGAAGUACGAGAGAAAGUUUGUCGAAGAGAUUUGGGAUGUCGGCGUUGAAUAUGUCUUUGUUGUUCUUGGUACUAUAAGGUCCGUUGAGGAAGAUUUUGGAUGGUUUUAUGUUGGGUGUUCCAAGUGUAGCAAGAAGGUGAUUCCUGCUUCUGAUCAUGCUGGUGGCCUUGAUGAUAUAGAUGCAGAUGACGCUGCAUCUGAUGUUGGUGUACUUUACUGUCCUAAGUGUAAAAUCCGUUCUCUAACAACUAUCCUUAGGCACCCUUAUUCUGAUAUUAUAUACAAGAUACGUGUGAGGGUUCAAGAUGCAACUGGCACUAUAUCUUUUGUUAUGUUUGACAAGGAUGUUUCCAAAGUUAUAGGGAGGUCUGCUCGUGAUAUACAUGAUCAACAGCUUAGGGAUGUGGAAGAUGUCAAUUCUGAACCCGCAUCUGGAUCCUUUACGUGUUUCAAGGAGGCCUUUUCUUUUACCAAAGACUCGGAAGUCCCAAUUGAUGCUGCCAAUGAUGAUGCCACAAGUCCUCAAGCUGCUAAACGUUCAAGUGAUGUUUCAAAAGAUGAAAACGGAAACUCUUCUUCAACAAAACGAAGGCUUCUGAAUGUCAAAGUCGAGAAGUGA
Molecule: messenger RNA, 1314 nt
Organism: Helianthus annuus (common sunflower)
Lineage: Eukaryota; Viridiplantae; Streptophyta; Magnoliopsida; Asterales; Asteraceae
Exons: 12
Coding region: 1-1314 (437 amino acids)
Source: RefSeq, a predicted model, not a curated record